Messenger RNA from Adineta ricciae, 834 nucleotides. The record is from the annotation of a GenBank genome assembly. NCBI's taxonomy places the organism in Eukaryota, Metazoa, Rotifera, Eurotatoria, Adinetida, Adinetidae.
AUGAUGACCCUUAGAAAAUCCAGGAAUCCAUGUUUCGGAUCCGAUGGGAUCCGAGUAUGGGGUUGUUCGACCUGGGCAGCUAAAAUAGAAGAUAUCAAAGUAAGUGUCGCAUCACUCAUGAAUCUGUAUCGUACAUUGUCGGCAAUGAUUCACAAUUCUACAGUUCCAUAUGAAGAUGAUAAAUUACCGAUUCUAGAUAUUGUUGAUGGUCAAUUCACUCGCCAGUUUUGGUUUUGGUUGUUGAAAACAGUCUUAUUCGAUUUAUCUUGCAAAACGAGCGAAAGUAUUGAAAUCCCAUCAAGACCAAAACCAUAUCAAAACCAAUACCAAAACUGCCAAAACCUUAUCAAAACCUAUACUGCAAAACCAAAACUAAAUCAAAACCAAAUCCUCAAAACCCAAGAGGUUUGGUAUUGGCGCAUGUCUAGCCAGGAACUGCUCGGAUAUUUUCUGUGCAAUCCCGGUCGGAAUCCGGCGGCAAGGAACCUGCUGGAAUCGGCGAAAACUAUGCCGGAAUCGAGAAGAGUUGUACCGGAACCGACUCAGAUUUCAACGGAUCCAGUCUCCGGAAUGAUCGAUCUGGGUCGUUCUGAUGCCUUGGCUCUGGCUUCAUUUUAUAAACUGACAUUGCCAAAUAUUGAAUUUGAAUUCGUCACAAACAUUGUCCAUUACUCUGCUGAUUCAACAGAUCUAUUUAAUCGAAUGGAUUUAAACAAUAGUUUGAACAUGUCCACUACUAUGAGGAAUGAAUCAAACGAACAGUCCCUCAAACGAAAAUUAUUUCAUGAAAAUCAAGAAAAUGAAAUUCAGCUGAUCUCAACUUCGAACAUUUGA